AAUUUCGAGAUAGUACAUCGCGGAGUGAAGUCUGAGAUUCGUCAUCAUGGCGCGUUACGGAUUUGCUUUAGAUUUUGAGGUGUCGUAUGAGGAAAUAAUUGAGUUUGGUGCAGUGUACUUUGAAAUCGCAACGGGCAGGAUGUUGGAGGAAUUUCAUCGUUUUGUACGACCCGCUGAAAACCGAACUAUACAUCCCUAUGUGGCAAGGAUGACCGGUAUAACCCAGGCUCAAGUGGAUGGUGGAAUUUCCUUUGCAGGUGCACUAAACCAAUUGAAGGGUUGGAUUCAAUCACGGGACAACUGUAUCAUAAUCACUUGGAGUGACAAUGACCUGGGAGUGAUUUUGAAAAGGGAAUGUGGAAGUAAGCACGUGCCCUUUCCAGGGUGCUUGACGAAGUGGUGCGAUCUACAGCAGGUUGUGGCCAAGAAAUAUAAUCGUACGAUGACCUUGGAGGAUGCCCUGCAGACCUUCGAUCUCCCGCGGUAUGGGAAUGCUCAUUCAGCACUUCCUGAUGCUAAAGCCUUAGUAGGUAUAUCUCAAAAGUUCAGGAGUGACAUUUCCAUUACCAGUUGUAUCUAAUUUGUGAAGAAAAUAAAAGUGUAAAUCGCA
Hermetia illucens (black soldier fly) is the source of this 610-nucleotide messenger RNA. RefSeq names its product ERI1 exoribonuclease 2-like. The transcript has 2 exons. The record is from RefSeq and is a predicted model, not a curated record. Gene Ontology annotation, biological process: exonucleolytic trimming to generate mature 3'-end of 5.8S rRNA from tricistronic rRNA transcript (SSU-rRNA, 5.8S rRNA, LSU-rRNA). Gene Ontology annotation, molecular function: nucleic acid binding; 3'-5'-RNA exonuclease activity. Bases 47 to 580 code for a protein of 177 amino acids. Lineage: Eukaryota; Metazoa; Arthropoda; Insecta; Diptera; Stratiomyidae.